Molecule: messenger RNA, 790 nt
Organism: Triticum dicoccoides
Lineage: Eukaryota; Viridiplantae; Streptophyta; Magnoliopsida; Poales; Poaceae
Exons: 2
Coding region: 199-768 (189 amino acids)
Source: RefSeq, a predicted model, not a curated record
UUGUAGGAAACCACCAACUCGUUAAUCCGUUGUAGAAAACACCGAAAAUCUGUUAAAUCGUUGCAAAAUACACUGAUUGGAUGAUUUGGCUCGUUUAUUCACUUUCUUACAAGUGGGGCCAGAUUGUAAGGAAUUGACUUAGAAAAAAUAACACAUACACCCCUAGAUCUACAAAAACAAAAGCAAUCAGACCCCCUGAUGCAUCACCGAGCUACCUCUGCCGGUGUGACGCUCCCAUCUCCGACCCCCCAGUGCGGCGGCGCUGCCCAGCCUUUGCCGCGCGCCGCUGUAGGCCUGGCCGUGGGAGAUAGAGUCAAGGCAGGCCGCCUGUCCGUGCCUCGACGGCCUCGUCACUCCUCUGCGGUUACCACGUCGACCGAGCUCGCCGUCGGUCAGCACCAACAACCCCACCUCGUAGCCAGACUCUCCACGCGCGGCCCCGCCAUGGGCGCGGAGGUCGCCCAGAUCAGCACCUUCACCGCCGUGGCUGCCCACGCGCUCUGCCUCGCCGGCCUCGCGGCCGCCCACUCCCUCGCUGGCCGCGGUGCCCUCGUCUCCGACCCCGCACACGCCCUGCGCCUCCUCGUGGUCUGUGAGGCGCCGCUUGUCAUCGUGGUGUUCAGUCUGCUCCGGCGAGAUCCCAAACGCUGCUCGGUUUGUUGCGGUGCGAGAGAGGGUCUGAUUGCUUUUGUUUUUUUAUCUAGGGGUGUAUGUGUUUUUUUUGCUAAGUCAAUUUCUUACAAUCUGGCCUCACUUGUAAGAAAGUGAUUAAACAGGCCAAAUCAUCCGA